AUGAGUGAUUUCUUUAUUUAAAAUAGAAGUGAGAUUUCUCAGUAAAAUUAAAGUGGUCUUGGUAGUUUUAAUGAAAAGUAAUGUAAUUGAUGAUUAUUCUAAUUAGUUUAGGAGCAAGCUUUGGAAAAUUACAUUAAGAUAAUUAAAGUUUUGGUCCAAAUGGAGGUGGAAGUUUUGUUUAGAAUUCAGGAUUUAUAGUUUAAACCGAAUAAUAUCGUUCUUCUAUUGGUCUAGAAGAUGUUAAUGCUCCAAUUUAAAUAUAUGAAUAUUAAGAAACUUAAAUAUAAAAAGGAGUUUUCUUUAGAAAUAGUGGCGAUUUUGAGAUGCAAUUUGAAGAGUUAGGAAUGGAGAGAUUGAAUAUUUAACAAUAGAUUUAAGAGGACUCAAAAGAACAUAAGGAAUCUUCUUUAGAUGGCGGAAUAAAAAGCAGCCAAUAAUCAUCACAUGAAUUUGAUAUGAAAAUAGGUAUAUGUUACUUAUAUAUUUUAAUUAGAAUCAGGUGAAUAGAUAAGUUCAAAGUUUAAACCUGAAAUUAAAUAACUUAUAAAUUCGAACAUAAUUUAAGAGAAUAAGAAUUUGUUCAAUGUUAAUCAAGCAAAGAGCAUAUAUACCAAUAAAAUUACUUAAUUAGUUGAAUAGAACUAAAAAAAAGUAGAUUUUGCAAAUAAAUCAUCUCCUAGAUUGUCGUAAAUAAGACCUUUAUUCAAAUAGGAAGAGUUAAUAAAAACUUUAGAGAAAAUCUCCUCUAAUUUAAAGGGAUCAUUUUGAUAACUCAUCUAAUGAAUUAUAGUCGAGUCAAAUAAGUCCAAUUGGUAACAUAGAUCCUGCACAGUAAAAGUUAGCAAAAAAUAGAGAAUCUGCAAGAAAUUCAAGAGCUAGAAAGAAAAUUUAUUAUGAGUUAUUGGAAACUAAAGUCUAAGAACUUUAAGAUGAAUUAGACAAAGUAAAAGAAUCUAAUCGAAACUAAACAAAACAUACUGAAAUUUAUAACAAAUUUUAAGAAAAAGUAUUUUAAAAAUAUUUACAUCUAGUUUUAAACUUUCUUAGAUUAAUAAUAAUAAUUAUUUGAUAAAUUAGAAACUUGUUUACUAAAAAAUAAGGAUGACAUAGAAAUUUCUAUGGUGUUAGAUGCUUUGAGAUAUAGAACGAAUUCAAAUAGUUAAGAAAGAAAUGAUGCUGCAAGAUAAUAUUUUGAUUCAAUGGUUGAAGUAUGUCUACCUAUUUAAACUAAAUACCUUAUUUAUUCAUUAGAAAAGGAUAAAGACUUUUUUGCUUAAUAAUCUGAGUACUAAAGAUCUUAUAUUAGUGAUUAUACUGAUUGGAUGAAGGAUGUUUUUAAAAAGACUUAAAUUAAACCAGAAUAAAUUGUAAAAGUUAAAAAAAUGAAAUCUAAAUUAUAAAGUGUCAGAAAUACUAUAUCAGAGUAAUAAAAUAUAUAAAAUAUAAUUCUAGUUGUAUACAGAAUAUUAAAGUUUAAUUAAAAAUGAUUUAAGGUGAAGCUAAUAAAGUAGAUUAGAUGUGGGAAUAACUCAAGGAAUGCCUAACUCCAAUUCAAUUAGGAACAUGUCUUUUGACUAUGAAAUAGGUAUUUACAUUUAUUAGUAUUUAUUUAGAAUGCCUUUCGUUUAGAACUUCAAACAUCCUCCAUUUUUUUAUAGUUAAAGAACUCUUAAAUGGUAAAUUUAUUUUUUAAUUUAAAUAGUCAGACGAAGAUGAGAAUAUGAUUAAAUCAAAUUAAACAUCUGUUCCUAAAAACAGAAAACUUGUAAAAACAUCAAUUUAAGGAUGA
Molecule: messenger RNA, 1789 nt
Organism: Paramecium sonneborni
Lineage: Eukaryota; Ciliophora; Oligohymenophorea; Peniculida; Parameciidae
Source: the annotation of a GenBank genome assembly